ACAUCGCAAUGAAGAAGCAACUGGUACUCUUUUUGUCAUUGUCGUAUUUUUUAAUCGUAUUUGCGUCACAUAAGCCACUGGUGAAGGUACAUCAAGGUCUAAUUAGAGGAAGUGUAUUGCAAUCAAAAAAUGGAAGAGAUUUGUCCGCCUUUCGUGAAAUACCUUACUCUCAACCUCCCAUUGGACAUCUAAGAUUCAGCAGUCCUUUACCGGCAAAAAGAUGGGAUGGAAUUUUGUCGACUGCGGGCAAAACAUCUAAUUGUGUUCAAAAAUUUUUUGGUGAAGGAAAACUCAUGGGCAAUGAAGAUUGCUUAUAUUUGAACGUUUAUACGCCAGUUUUAGAAUUUAAUUCAUCAAAGUCUAAAAACACCUUCGAUAAUAGUUUAUUGCCAGUGAUGGUAUGGAUGCAUGGAGGUGGUUUCUUUUUUGGAGGUGGAGGCUCUUAUAAUCCAAAAUACCUACUAGAUGAGGACAUAGUAUUGGUCACUAUAAAUUAUCGGCUUGGAAUCAUUGGUUUUCUCAGUACCGGAGACUCAGUGGCACCGGGAAAUUUUGGAUUAAAAGAUCAAGUUCUUGCAUUGAAGUGGGUUCAACAAAAUAUUGAAGCAUUUGGCGGUGACCCAAAUCGCGUUACCAUAUUUGGUGAAAGUGCAGGAGGAGCUUCUGUCACUUUGCAUGCACUCUCCAAUGCAUCUGAUGGUUUGUUUCAUCAAUAUAUUGCUCAGAGUGGAAGCGCUCUUGUUCCUUGGGGAUAUCGUGACAGAAGUCUCUUUAAACCUGAUGUGAAUUCCAUUGCGAAAAACGUGGGUUGCCCAACAGACAAUUCAGAAAUAAUCAUCAAGUGCUUGCGAGAAAAGGAUGCUUUUGAAUUAGUGAAUUUAACGUCAUACCAUGUUUUUGAUUUUCCUGAUUUAAAAUGGAUACCAACAAAUGAAGUAGAGUCGGAAGAUGCUUUUUUAACAGAUAGUCCACAGAAUUUAAUAUCAAGAAAUGAAAUGAGGGAUUAUCCUUUUAUGACUGGUACCGUUGCUGACGAAGGAUUAUAUAUUACUGAAACUCUUUAUUUCAAUUCAUCGCAUCAAUCAAUUAAACAGGCCUUGGAUAAAAGUAUUAAAUUGAGUGCUAAACAUUACCUAUUGGCUGAAGAUGAAGUAAAGUUCAAAGAAAUAAUUGAUGAAUUUUAUUUUAAGAAAUCCGAAUGUUUGCCUGAAGAUAAGCUUCUCGCAAAUUACACUAAAUUAUGUGGGGACACACAAUUCAUAUAUCCGAAUUCGCUACUAAUCGACAAAAUGGCUGAAGUUUCUGAAAAAACUUUUUACUCAUACGUUUUUGGUUAUCGAGGUGAAGAAAAUCAAAUUUCUUUGAAUAAUGGUGAAAAGGAAAAUAUUGGAGUUACGCAUGCCGAUGAUCUUUUAUACCUUUUUCAUUCCAAGGCCCGAGACCCUCUAAACGAAAAUGAUGAGUACAUAGUUGAUGUAAUGGUUGAUUUAUGGACGUCAUUUGCAACGACAGGAAAACCAGUUUCUGAUCUUUUGGAUGUUCCUAAUCUUUGGGAGCCAUAUGCAAAACAGAAGAGAUUUCUUCAGAUUGGCUGUGCUACUAAUAAUACUGAUCCAUCUGUUACUCUUCAGGAAAACUACUUUUCUGAUAGAAUGAAUUUCUGGAAAAACAGUUUUCCUAUACUUGUAAUGUAGUUUUAUAUAUGCAUACAAUCCAUUAUUGUUUAACCAAAAAGUUGCAUCUUAGUAAUUCAGGUAAAAGAAAUCAAUAUUUAGAAGAAACCAAUUUCUUCUAUUUGUUUAAAAUAAUAAAUAUUAAUGACGAAGGGCAAUACUAUUCCUUGAUAAUAAACGAGAACUAAUGUGUUUUAUAAAGCUAAUUGCUAAUUUAAAAUUGAAAACUUGUUGUACAGAACUAGAGAACCAACAUUUUGGCAAAAAUUGGUUUUUGCUUACAAAGUUCUUAAACAAUCAAAUACAUGACUCUGUACUUGUCUCCCA
Messenger RNA from Belonocnema kinseyi, 2000 nucleotides. Its product is annotated as esterase FE4-like. The record is from RefSeq and is a predicted model, not a curated record. Bases 9 to 1694 code for a protein of 561 amino acids. The transcript has 7 exons. NCBI's taxonomy places the organism in Eukaryota, Metazoa, Arthropoda, Insecta, Hymenoptera, Cynipidae.